UUGAAGAAUCAUUUGAACGUCGGAGUGGUGUUGAGAAAGGUGCGUGGCCAUCUCGCUCAGUUCGAUAUUUUCAGUGUCGCGAAAAAGUUUAAAUAGAAGUGCUCCUCGGCUCAUAACCAGCAGAGCUUGCGAUUUUUGGAUUUUAUCCAACACCGUCGAUUUCUUUUCGUCUGCUUGCGAAACGAGUUCGCAGCCAGCGCCGUUGGCCAUGGAGAACGCAGCGGAUUUCAUCGGCCAUCUCAACGACAUAGAUGGGCUUGCCGGCGAGGAAGACGCACAGUCCCGGGAUGAGCUAGGCGACAUCACCUACUUCAUGGCGAACUACGCCAAGGAAGCGCUCAAGAUGAUGUUCAUGAUGCGUUCUCACCACAUGCUGACCGACGUGACGCUGCAGAUCGAGAAGGAAACGUUUCACGCACACCGGGUCGUCCUGUCGGCCGCCAGUCCCUACUUCAAGGCCAUGUUCACCGGUGGGCUGAAAGAGUGCGAAAUGUCGCGGGUCAAGCUGCAAGGGGUUUGUCCAACGGCGAUGGCCCGAAUCCUGUUCUUCAUGUACACCGGCCACAUCCGGGUGACCGAGGUCACUGUGUGUCAACUACUGCCCGCCGCCACCAUGUUCCAGGUGCCGAACGUGAUAGACGCGUGCUGUACCUUCCUGGAGCGACAGCUCGAUCCGAGCAAUGCGAUUGGCAUUGCCACCUUCGCCGAUCAGCACGGCUGUACAGCGCUCAGUCAAAAGGCGAACCACUUCAUUGAAAGAAAUUUCACCAAAAUCUCCCACGAGGAGGAAUUUUUGCAACUCUCUGCAAUUCAAUUGAUUUGUCUGAUCAACAAAGAUGAACUCAAUGUGCAGGGUGAGCGCGACGUCUACGAUGCGGUGCUGAAAUGGGUCCGAUACGACAUGGAAAAUCGGUACCCAAAGAUGGAAACCAUUCUCGGUGCAGUACGAUGCCAGUUGUUGACGCCCAGUUUUCUCAAGGAGCAGAUGAAGACCUGCGAUGUGCUGAAGCGGGUGCCGGCCUGUCGUGAAUAUCUGGCGAAGGUGUUCAAAGACCUAACCCUUCACAAGCGACCAUCCUGCAAGGAACGUAAGCCGAACACAACUCGAAUGAUUUUCGUAGCCGGUGGCUACUUCAAACAUUCCCUCGACAUGCUGGAAGGCUAUAACGUGGACGACAACCUGUGGAUAACGCUUCCCAAGCUGACGGUGCCGCGAUCGGGACUGGGUGCCGCAUUUCUCAAAGGUACAUUCUACGCCGUCGGUGGAAGGAAUAACUCACCGGGAUCGUCGUACGACUGCGACUGGGUUGAUCGGUACAAUCCAACAUCGGAGACGUGGCGACCAUGUUCGCCGAUGUCGCUGCCCCGGAACAGGGUCGGCGUGGCGGUGAUGGAUGAGUUGCUGUAUGCUGUUGGUGGUUCCGCGGGAUCCGAAUACCACAACACGGUCGAACACUACGACCCGGAAGUGGACAGAUGGACCACCGUUCAGCCGAUGCACGCGAAACGCCUGGGCGUGGGUGUCGCCGUUGUCAACCGUCUCCUGUACGCCAUCGGAGGAUUCGACGGGCAGGAAAGGCUUCCCACCGUAGAAUGCUAUCACCCGGAAAACAACGAAUGGACGAUGGUACCACCGAUGAAGUAUGGCCGCUCGGGUGCCGGAGUAGCUGCCAUCCAUCAGCACAUCUACGUGGUGGGAGGAUUCGACGGAACGCGACAACUGGACUCUGUAGAACGGUACGAUACGGAACUGCAGACGUGGGAGCUAGUUGCACCCAUCAAGAUCGCCAGAAGUGCCUUAUCAUUGACGGUUCUGGACGGGAAGCUGUACGCCAUGGGCGGAUACGACGGACACAAUUUCCUAGGCAUCGUUGAUGUCUACGAUCCUGUGAGUAAUACUUGGCAGGAAGGAACGCCCCUUACUUCUGGAAGAAGUGGACAUGCGUCAGCGGUCAUCUACGCAUCGUCCUGCAUUACCAACUACCUGGAAAAUCUCAACAUCACUGGGGACACGAGAGGUCGCAAAGGGGAUAAGGGCAACGACGGAGAUUGCGGCUUCCCUUCGGGUGGCGGUGUCGAGCGUAUGGAAUGUGAAGCUUCGUCUUCUAGAGGACCCCCGGCGGGAAGAGACGGCCAAUAUCGCACUCACAGUUAUGACCUAAAAGUCGAAGAGAAUGGUGACGAUGAAUAUAACGAUAGCGAACUUAUGAAAUCACUUUGUAGCAAUGUACCUUGCAACUGUUCGAAUAUAGCAAUCAAAAAAUUCAAAACAGAUUCAGACGCAAAAUGGCAAAACGGCAUGAACGAUUUGACAAUGGAAUCAGAUCCGAUCGAUUGUGGUGGAAAUGAAGAAGAAGCUAUGAAAAACUUGACUUUGGCGGAUUACACGAUACCCUCUGCAGUUCCCGUACCUUCAGAAAGAAAUGGCCCCGACAUUCCGUCAGCAUGCAGCAACGACAAUAAUAACUCAGAACCAGUAAGUCCCGAUAAGAAGCAGUGUCCACUGUACAAAGGAAAGGUGAAACGAAAAGCAUGCAACGGUUCAUUCAAAGACAACUGCGCACUGCUUCGGCUCAAAAAACAGAUCACAUGCCUGGUGUCGUCCAUUGUGUCCUCUCCAGUCGCACCCCCGGUCAAUCCAUGCCUUACGACGGGGGACGAAUGUUCGUAUCCUCAGAGCACAUCUCCGGAUAGUCCUCUGCUGCCAGAUAGUGACCCAACGGACCAACCACCUGGAGAUUCAAGUUUCCACUCGAUGCCUUGAUAACUACUGGCGUUUGCGGGAGACAACUCCGAUUUGUCUUCCUCUGAUCGAUUCCAAAAAAAAACUAUCGACAAGAAAAAUAACUGCAUUCCUUGCCUCCUGAAUUUUUAUUAUAUUAGGUAGUAAAUUAUUCUCCAUUGUCGAAUUAGCAUAUAGAACAGUUACGUAUGAAUUUAUGCGGAAGGACGGCAGCAUUCAUACUAUGUAUGAAUGCACUAUUAGAAUUUAGUGGCGACUUUCAUCUCACUUUUUCCUAUGUGCACUCGUCAGAAGAAAUAUAUUUUAAGACGGCGAUUACGGUCCUGGUAUAAAUCUUUAUUUUUCCAGCAAGUUUACGGAUUUUAUCGGUUAGUUUUGUGGCACAAGAAGAAAGACUAUAAGGUUAUAAAUUUUGCAAUUAUCUGAUUACUAAAGAACAGCCAAAACCAUUGAGCAUCCCUUUGAAUCCACUAUUUAGGGACUAAAUGAGCGGAAAGUGUCAUAACUUCAUAUGUGUAUAAUUUUCAUAAUGUAAUAGUUUUAUAAUAUGACGAUCGAAAUACAAAUAUUGUGUACCAAAAA
Armigeres subalbatus is the source of this 3325-nucleotide messenger RNA. It is a transcript of the gene Keap1, whose product is annotated as kelch-like ECH-associated protein 1B. Gene Ontology annotation, molecular function: protein binding. The record is from RefSeq and is a predicted model, not a curated record. NCBI's taxonomy places the organism in Eukaryota, Metazoa, Arthropoda, Insecta, Diptera, Culicidae. Bases 209 to 2764 code for a protein of 851 amino acids. The transcript is spliced from 5 exons.